AGUUCAGCAUCUCGGGGGCAGCUGGUCGCCACCCCAUCCCCGGUGUGGGAUCCUGCUGCUGCCUCCCCAGUGCCGUGUCGGGGUGUCGGGGCAUCCUCCCCAUCGGUGCCGGUGGCCGCUCGCCUGUUUGAGCCGUUUCUUUCCCGGCUUCCCCCUGUGCCGCAGGCUGGGAAUGGUACGGUCCUCCCUCAGCGCCCGUUGCUCCGUGGAUGUUGCUAGAAGGUGAAGGCAUCAGCGCAGGCUGCAGAGGCUGCGGCGGUUGCAGCCAGCCCCGAGACAUCCCGGGAGAGCGGGUGGAAGGGACCCGCGGAGGAGGUUUGUGCUCAGCUCCGGCCCUCUCCCCCCUGCUGCUGCUCCAAGGGUCCGGCAGCAUCGUCAGUGAGGAGCCAUGACCCAGGGGAAGCUCUCUGUGAACAACAAGCCCCCCAACUCUGAGGGGCAAGGGGAGAAGAAGGACAAUGCCACGGUUCCACCAGCUCCUCCAACCUAUGAGGAGGCAACAGCAGGAGAAGGGUUGAAGUCUGGUGCUUACCCUCCUCCCCCAUCGGUGCCGCUUCACCCCAGCUGGGCUUAUGUCGACCCCAGCACAAGCCCGAGCUAUGGCAGCAGCGGGUACCCAGGGGACACAGAGAUGCUCACGACCUUCAGCUGGGAUGACAGGAAUGUGCGCAGAGUGUUCAUCAGGAAGGUUUAUGCCAUCCUGAUGGUCCAACUCUUGGUCACUCUUGUUAUUGUGGCUUUCUUCACCUUCUGCGAGCCGGUCAAGGGGUACAUUCAGACACACUCUGCCUGGUAUUGGGCUUCCUAUGCUGUUUUCUUUGUGACCUACUUGAUUCUUGCUUGCUGCUCUGGACCCAGGAGGUAUUUCCCAUGGAAUCUGAUCCUGUUGAGCAUCUUUACACUCUCCAUGGCUUAUCUCACUGGGAUGCUCUCCAGUUACUACAACACCAAGUCAGUCCUUCUGUGUCUGGGGAUCACAGCCCUGGUGUGUCUGUCUGUCACGAUCUUCAGCUUCCAGACCAAGUUUGACUUCACCUCCUAUCAGGGCGUCCUCUUCGUGAUGCUCAUGGUGCUCUUCUUCGGUGGCAUCAUCCUGGCUGUGAUCCUGCCCUACCAAUACGUCCCUUGGCUCCACGCAAUCUACGCUCUGCUUGGUGCCAUUAUAUUUACUAUGUUCCUGGCAUUUGAUACUCAGAUGUUGAUGGGGAAUCAUCGGUACUCACUGAACCCAGAGGAAUACAUCUUUGGAGCCCUCAAUAUCUAUCUGGACAUCAUCUACAUCUUCUCCUUCUUCCUCCAGUUCUUUGGCUCCAGCCAGGAGUGAGUGCAGCAAGGCAGUAUCUUCUCUUUGCUGGCAAGAUUCAAGUGUUUAAAAUAAACCUUAAAAGAGGAGGAAAAGAGGGUUUAAAAAAGCAAACAAAAACACCCCCCCGCCCCCCCCCCCCCCCCCCUUUCUGGCCCAGUAGCAGGCUCCAUUCAGUCAGCUGAGCAAAGCCCCUGGGUUCCUUACGCAGCUUGUAUAUAUGCUGUUAGGCCUUUGUGACCCAGAAAACAAAGCAGGGCUUAAGUGUUAUGUCUCUUCUGCUCCCUCCACUCCUACUGAGAUCAAACCAGACCAGAGACCGGGAGGCAUGAGCCCAACGUGAUCUUUUUCCCAGAGGCUGUCAGAGUUGCCUGCCUGAGUUCUGCAUAUCAUGGGGUGUUGAAGUGCUGAGACCAGCUCUGCAAAUGGAGAAUAAAGUAAAGGGGAGGAGAGUAGGGAAUUUUGCUGGGAUCCUGGCAGGAAAACUGGCUGAAGAAAGGGAGAAGGCUAGGGAAGUACUUGCAUCCCCCUGUUUCUCUCCUGCACUCAUCUGGAGCCUUGUGGCCUCUGCAGAGAUAUAUUCCUGAUAGCGUCUGCUUUUAGAAGUGCAGAGCAUAGGAUCACAUAGCCUGGAUGUCCCAGCAAUCAGUCCUCCAGGCACAAGGGAACCUGUUGUUCAGGACGUGCAGCCUCUUUGAGGACAUCCCUAAUGCCCCUGCAGGAAGAAUUCUGUAUCCUUUGCGUCUGGCCAUGGGGCUGAGUGUGUCCUUUUCUUCCCAGAGUGGGAUAGCAGGACCAUCGGCUGUGGGCUCACCUCCCCACCCAUUUUCAGUUCUCUCUGAAGUGUGGCUCUUCACUUGGGAGGGUUGUGAUCCCAUGUAAGGGUGAUUGGCAAAGAGAAGAAAGAGGCCCAGUUUCAGAGCCUGUACAAAGCCAGGCAAGUGGGAAAUGGGCGGCUGAGAUCCUGUGACCCAUCAUGAGGAUCUGAUGCCUUCACCAAAUUCUCUUGGCUUCUUGAGAUUAAUGGUCCUAAGUGGUUACUACCCAGACACUGAGGCCGGGGUGAAUGUCUGUUGCUCAAAAUGGGCACUCCUCUGUAGCAAACACCAACACCGCCUCUUCCUCUGGCCAUUUUCUAGUUUUGCUCCCCCGGAUGGGGAUGUCGGCGAGAGCACUGGAUAGAUACCUCUGAGUGCUCAGGUAACUUUCCAUCUUCCCCUUGCUCACAUUCCCCUCUUUGGGGGAUUAGCUGGCUAAUUUCUAACUGUAAAGCUCCAGGUGGAGAUAAGAGGCCUUUUGCUCUUAUUUAAAAAGUGAUCCUUGCUGCUGAUAGAAACCCGUAUCUUCAAUCUCUCUGGGAAUGCCAGGGCAAGUGCGUCACUGAGCUGCCUCUAGCAAUCCCUGCGUGUUCGAGAGAGGCUCUGCCAAAAUGCUCCGUACCGCGCAUUCCUCCUCUGCUGCUGCCCUGGCUUUUACCCUUCACAUGUUUGUAUCCUCCUGCCACACGUGUUCAGUGCCCCGAGCUGGGCAGAGGAAAGUUACUGUGCAGAAUAAAAAUGCUUCAGCCCUUCUGUGGCUGCACUGGGCCUUGUCUAGGAUCACACAGGAGCGCCACUGAUGCCUUCCAUUUAACCUUCCUCCCUAACAGCUCCCCCCGAACCAAUUUAAAAAAAGCAAAGCCAAAAUAAUUUUCAGGAUAAAGGAGACUAUUAGGUGAUGCCAGCAUUAAGUUCGUGACCCACUGAUUUCUGCAGUGCAUUGCAGAGGAGAGACAAGGGCCUUGAAUUGCUGAGCAGGCAGAACUGGGAGAGGGGACAGAAUGGGAGGCACCCUAAAAGUUUAUGAAGUAAGAGUUUAAAGAGAGAAUUUUCUGGCUCAGACCCAUGCAGGCACUUCUGAAAUAUCCUAGCAGACUGGCUGUGCGGCCUCUUUUUGCUCACAGUAAAAGGCCUUGUAAGUAUUUCUGCUUUCCAUCUUUUGAGGAGGGAGUGUGGAGUUAUGUCAUGAGUUCUGACUCUGAAAUAGUCCUAAAACUCCUCCUCUGGAGGACAAAUCCAGACCAGAGCUCUGCAGCCUUCCUUUCUGCACUGGGACUCCUCCAAACUGGCCCUGCGUACCCCGAGACCUGGGGAGGAGAACAUGGAUCUGCAGCCCACUCUGGAUCUCUUGCUCUUUUUCCUUCUGGUGUGGAGUAACUUUGCCGCUGCCUGAGCUGCUGCUACGUCCUGGCUUUCUGCUCCUGCGUGGGAAAAGCUUGCAUGGCACCUGCUCCGUCUCCAGGCCACUCGAGUGGGGAUGGCUUGCUGCCCUCCCGUGCCCCUCCACAGGGCUCCCUUCUUGCAUGUGUCCUGGUCCCUCUCCUGCGCUGACCCCAGGGCCUGCAGUCCAUCCAAGCCAGGCCUACCGAGAGCACCUGGACUGAAGCAGUGAGGAAUAUGCACGUGCUCAGAGAGGUGGAAGUCCUCCUGAGGCUGAGUAACGCAGGAUUAGGGGUGGGAUAUAGCUAUAGGCAUGUUCCUCCUGGGUUCCCUGACCGUCGGCGCAGGGGAGGUGCAGGGCUGCUUCUCUUCCUCCAUGUGGAUGUCCUUGAUCUGAGGUCUGCAUCACCCAGACCCUGGCUCUGUAUCCCCCCUGCUCCUUUUGUCCAGCCAUUCUUAUGGUUUCAUUGUAAAUAAGAUUUUGUAUUUUCUCUGAACAUUGCUAAUAAAUUGUUGCAAAACUGUUA
Messenger RNA from Athene cunicularia (burrowing owl), 4028 nucleotides. It is a transcript of the gene FAIM2, whose product is annotated as Fas apoptotic inhibitory molecule 2. The coding region runs from base 389 to 1324 and encodes 311 amino acids. Gene Ontology annotation, biological process: negative regulation of apoptotic signaling pathway. The record is from RefSeq and is a predicted model, not a curated record. Gene Ontology annotation, cellular component: membrane; endoplasmic reticulum; Golgi apparatus. The transcript is spliced from 12 exons. NCBI's taxonomy places the organism in Eukaryota, Metazoa, Chordata, Aves, Strigiformes, Strigidae.